AUGAUAGUUCGCAUUCUAAAGAUUAGAGAUGCUGUUUCUCGGGUGUUACUGGAGACAAUGAAAGCACCUCCACCAUUAACGGCCGAAGAAAUAUCUGUCCUAACAGACUUGGAGUAUAUCCUUGGUCCGUUUGAUGAAGCAACCAAUCGCGUAUCAGGUAGCACCUACGAAACGAUCUCUCUAAUCAUUCCCGUAUCGGCAGAUCUUCAUCAUCGCUUAAGUUCCAUGGAUAACUUAAUUAAAACAACUGAAGGUUUCGAAGUUCGAAACGCCCUUUUGAAUGGGAUCAAUCGUCGUCUUUUUGAGUAUGAGGGACGUUCUGUAACAAAGGUGGCCACAAUGUUGGAUCCCCGUUUUAAGAAGGAGGCAUUUCGGAGCGCUAGUAAUGCGGACUCGGCAGUGGAAGCCAUCCGCAAAGAAAUGGCCGGAAUGACCAACCUUAAAGUAUCUGAACCACCAACACACACCGAAAACAACGCAUACUUUUCGUUUAUGCAAUCCAAAAUUGCAAAUAAAAUUAAAACCCCAAUGUCGGAUGCCAUUAUUGUGCUCCGACAAUAUUUAGAAGCCAACCACGCGACGCCAAAUAUAAGCCCGUUAGACUAUUGGAAGGUGCAAGAUAUUAGGAUGGAAUCUCUCAAAAAAAUAGCUUUAAAAAACCUAUGUGUUCCAGCUUGCUCAACUGAAUCAGAAAGGACCUUCAGCAGGGCUGGAUGUAUCGUGACUGACCGCCGAGCAGCCUUAAAGGCUAAGAAUGUGGAUAAACUUGUUUUCACAAGUAAAAACCAAUGGCUGUCUGAAAUAUAACAAUUAAUAAGAAUAAGUAAAUAAAAAACUGUUGAUCUCAAGAA
Messenger RNA from Drosophila bipectinata, 851 nucleotides. Its product is annotated as E3 SUMO-protein ligase ZBED1-like. Gene Ontology annotation, molecular function: protein dimerization activity; DNA binding. NCBI's taxonomy places the organism in Eukaryota, Metazoa, Arthropoda, Insecta, Diptera, Drosophilidae. The record is from RefSeq and is a predicted model, not a curated record.